CGUGUCACUAUCGCAUCGUUAACGUUGGAAGUGACAGGAGGAAAUGGUGUGUAAAUUCUGCGGUCUUGAUGCUCGGGCAAAGAUCCCCAUUGCUCGGUAGGUCUAUCUGCACGCUUCAUCUGCUCUGAUAGCGUGGUAUCGAUCACAAAAAAAGUGACGUACGGGCAGUGUUAAAAACGCUCGUGUCCGAGUCGGUGAUUAGUGACUGGUGCUGGCAGAUGCGUAGCAUUGUGUGAUAGAUUUCCGUGUGGUCAGUGUGUAACAGUUAUUCGUCGGCGAUGCAACGAGAUAAAAUGACCGUAAACAAAGACCUGCUGCGCGAACGGGAGAGAUGCACGUUCAAUCCCACGGAAUUAACUCAUUUACUGGAUGGCAGCCCGGAGAAGACGCAGCAACGUCGCGACCGAGAACAAUUUUUUUUGAGCGACCCUGAGCUACAGGAUAAAACACCAGUGAAAUACAAGAGCCACAAAGAGGUGUACGAGGAUGCAGUGCGAAAAGCAUGCAGGGUUCUGCAGAAGGUACGACAAUUACAAGAAUCAGGAAAAGGUGGAAUGGAUGUUUUCACGCAUGUUUUGGGAGGAAUGUUUGGGUCUGCGAUCUUGAAGGAUGGAAACCCACUUCUGGUACAUUACGCAAUGUUUUUGCCAGCUAUUAUGGGACAAGGAACGACGAAACAGCAAGAAUACUGGAUAACCAGAUCUUGGUCUGGUAAUAUUAUUGGAACAUAUGCUCAGACUGAACUUGGUCACGGUACGUUCAUCAGAGGUUUAGAAACGACGGCUACUUAUGAUCCAAGAACGAAGGAAUUUGUAUUGAAUAGUCCUACUUUAACGUCGUACAAAUGGUGGCCAGGUGGCUUGGGCCAGACUGCAAAUUACGCGGUGGUCGUUGCACAAUUAUACACAAAAGGGGAGUGCAGAGGGAUUCAUCCUUUUAUCGUGCAAUUAAGGGACGAAGACACGCACGAACCUUUACAGGGCAUUAAAAUUGGUGAAAUUGGCACGAAAUUGGGAAUGAACGCGACUAAUAACGGCUUUCUCGGGUUCGAGAGUUUCAGAAUACCUCGUGAAAACAUGCUGAUGAAAAACUCUCAGGUACUAGAAGAUGGAACAUACGUGAGAGCGUUAAACGAUAAAUUGACGUACGGCACAAUGAUGUUCGUUCGGGUAGUAUUGGUUUACGACAUUGCUAGUUACUUAUCGAAAGCAGUCACGAUCGCAACUAGAUAUAGCGCGGUGAGACGCCAAUGUCAAAUAAAUUUAGACGAGCCCGAAGCACAAAUUAUGAAUUACGUAACGCAACAAUACAAAAUCUUCCCAAAUCUCUCCGCGUGCUUGGCGUUUCGACUGGCCGCGGAUUGGAUCUGGAACAUGUACAAUAACGUCACCGCAGAGUUGGAUCAGGGUGAAUUGGACAGAUUGCCCGAGUUGCAUGCUCUGUCGUGUUGCCUGAAAGCGGUUGCAUCGUCUGAUGCAGCUACCGGAGUAGAGCAAGUACGACUGGCCUGCGGUGGACACGGGUACAUGGACGCCAGCAAUCUUCCAGCCACUUACGGUUUAGUCACAGCAGUUUGUACCUACGAAGGGGAGAAUACUGUUUUACUGUUACAAACGGCUAGAUAUUUAGUCAAAGCCUGGAAACAAGCUGUCAGCGGUCAGCCGUUGCCAGUGACUAUACGGUACCUUACAGACCUCGUUAAAGGGAUCAAACAGCGCCCGUGGAAGAACAACCUGACAUGUAUUAUCCAGUCCCAUCAAUCAGUUGCUGCGGGAAAGAUCCGGUUGGCGACGGAAAACAUGGAUCGCAGAAUACGCAGCGGAGUGUCGCCGGAGGACGCUUGGAACGAGACUAGCAUAGAGUUAGCCCGCUGCGCGGAGGCUCAUUGUCGAGCGUUCAUAGUGAUGAGAUUCGCUGAAUCCGUCAAAGAGUUUGUUUCAGUGUCCAAAGAGUUGCGUGAAGUGUUGCAACAUCUUUGCGAGUUGUAUGCUGUGUACUGGGUAUUGCAGCGACUCGGUGACUUCCUUCAAUUUUCUUCCUUGAGCAACGAAGAUGUCCCCGCGCUCCAGAGACGACUAGAAGAAUUGUUAGCAUUAAUUCGUCCAAACGCCGUGGGCAUCGUCGACGGUUUCGACAUUCGCGACGAGAUCCUAAGCUCCGCGUUAGGAGCGUACGACGGCAACGUUUACGAACGACUGUUCGCCGAGGCAAUGAAGAGCCCAUUGAAUCAGGAGAGCGUGAACGUGUCUUUCGAGAAAUAUCUGAAGCCGUUUCUUAAAAGCAAUUUGUAGUGCAAUUUACCUUCACGGAUCUCCUUCUAAAUUUACACUUCGCUGUAUAUACUCGUAAAGGUUUCAACGAAAUACAGGCAACCUGAUCGAACUUCGCUUACUGUUCUCCGUACCACGCUAUUAAUACUCCAGUAGUUCUUCCUGACAAUCUUUUUUAUAUAGAAUUUUUAAGUAGCUGCGUAAGCUCCUGUCGUACGUUGGUACCGAAUCAGUAAGAAUGAUUAAGAACGAGGCACGUCCUACUCUAAUCAACAACAUUUGGCAUGAUCGUAACGAGCCAUUUAAAAACACAAGACAAAAUAUUAUAUGUAUCGAUAGUUAUAGAAUUAUUUUACAAUAAGUUUCUUACUCCGAAGACGAUCACAAAGCACAUGGUCGAAAACGUUCAACAACGACGAAUGGCUCGCUAUAACAAGCAUCCAACAGUUGUAGAAUAGGUUGGACCUUCUCGUUCACUUUCAGCAAUCGGGUAUACGAUCUUGCCUUUCGCGGCGUGAAAUCAAAUUUUAAGCAUCGUAAGAUUUAGAAUAUAUAUAGUAAGUGUAGUAACAUUUAUGAAUCAUGAAAAAGAGAUUACGAAUAUAUAUCUUUCCACGACCUUUACAGAGUAUUAUUGUUGUAAAUAUUUAAGGAAUCGGAAUAUUAUUAUUGUAAACGUUGCGAAGGAUUUCCAGAGAGUGAUUUUAUUCUUAAGGUGGUAUUCUAGUCUAGACGUCGGUUAUUUAGGUUCUUUUUUUCAUGUAAGAAUAUUUUAAAUCGUUGAAGAUACAAUUGUUUCAGUCGAGCUCCUUGUUUUUGAACCUUCGCACGGUUCUGCUCAUCUAAGACGAGCAACCCAAGAAAUCAUUUCUUCUCCAGUAUGAAUGAUAAAUAAAAUUAAAGGUGUAUACAAUUUGCAAAAGGGUUAAUGUUCACACAUAUAUAUAUAUAUAUGUGUAAUAUCCAGGGUAUUAACUUUCAUAAAAACGAAAUAAAAAGAAAUUUGAUUUUUCAAAGAUUCUAAUCUAGAAUACCUGCUUAAGAUUGUUCUUUUAGGAAUGCUCGAUCAUUCCGCGAUAGAAUACUAUGUUAAAGAUUUUAUAAAGAGAAGAUAUUUUCUAUGUACUUUUGCAGUUAAUAAAGUGCUGCGAAGAGCUCGCAAGUAUUCGUCGUCGUUCUUCAUAUCCUCGAGCCUCGCGAUGCGUUCGAAAGAAAAACAACACCCGCUCGGGUCAGGUUUUCCUUACACGGUACAGUGUUUUAUUUACAGAAUAGGAGCGACGACAUACAGUAUUGUUCGUUACCAUACUAACAUAGUGCAAUUAGUAUUAAUUUCUGUUAAUAAUAAUGUGUCGUUAACGUAAACGCCCGCGACGGAGUAACGCGGUCCGUUCGAUCUGUCGGGCUCGAGAAAAUCUAACAUAAACUUGGGGAUUCCCGGACCUACGGAGUCGCGUGAAAACAUCCACGAUCGGGUAAUCUUCGAUCGAUUGGUAUGGAUCCUAGGAACUUCCAGCAUUAACCAGUUAGUUCGUUAUACCCGUAUAUGCAGAAAAAAAAAAAUUAAAAAUAAAAUUCGAAGAACCGAAGAUCACGGUUCGAUGCUCCACGGCGGGCGAUUGUAUAACUUCAUAUAAAUACAUAUACGUGUAUGUACGUGUAAAGCGUGCAACGACGCGAUAUAUAUUUAUUUAUAUAUAUAUAUAUAUGUAUAUAUACACGCAUACGUAAUAUAUUUCACGGAGCUCAGGACGACUCGGGUAGGACAGGGGGGUAGACAAUACUUACACUUAAAAAAUAACAUUGUUAAUUAUAGUUAUCAUUAAAUAUUAAUUGUAUUCACUUUUAAAAUUAUUAUUCAUUCGUCCACCUGGCCUAUGGGUUUUUCUCGUCUAGCAUUAGACAGACUUCUCAUUGCUAUAGCGUUCAUACGGAAUACAUCCUCUUAUAAAAUAUGAUUUUAUUACAAUUAAUGUUUUGUUUCUUGUCGCAUAGAACGUAGACAGCGCCUCUCGAGUAUUAAAUGAGCCACGUGGUGAUGCAGCGUACACGGCGUUUGGGUGUUUCUUUUUUCCUUCAUUUUACGUAAUUUUAUAAGCGGCGGCCUUUGCGAGAAACGUCUUCACGGUUCCGUGAACGUUACUUUCUUUUUUUUUUUUAUAGUUAUUUUCUUUUUACUCAAAGUGAAAUGAAAUUUUCAAAACUAUUGACGAUGAAUUGAAUUUAAAUUUAUGCAUAGAAAAAAAGAGUGUUUUUCUUUGAAUUUUAUGGUGAAUAUUGGUUCACGAACGGAGGACGUUUCUCCGUGGCUUUCGCUUUGGUAUUUUUUUUCAGCGUAAAAAGAAAAUUUCUGCGUCUCUCCGCAUCGCCACGCGGAAAAUUAAUUACUAUCUAACAAACAAUUUCCGUCUAUGUUGCGUACGAUUAUUAUUACAAUAAGGAUUACGAUUGGAUUUCUAGGUUCCUCUUUUGCUUUCAUUGGCGCAAGGAAUGGAGGCGGUAAAUUGGAAACGAAGACGCGGGAGAAUUCAAAUCUGGCACAGUGAUGGUGUAAACGGUAAGCAAACAAAUGAAAAGUUGCAAGAAACAUUUAUGCAAAGUAUUAAUAAUCGAAUUACGAUAUUUGCAACAAUUGCGAGAGGACAAACGAUUUUAGGGUUAAAGGCAAAGCAUAAACAUUUCUGACAAUGUUCGAUCAGGCGACAGGGUUCUUUCUUAAUCAUUGAAUUUAUAAAUAAUAAUAGAAAUUUUGAGAGAGAAUAACAGACAAACAGAAAACAAGGGAUUUUUGGUAAAUAAAUAAUAAGAGCAAUGCAACAAAGUCACAGUCGUUCGGAUAAAAGUAAUCAGAUUUUCCACCCUAAUUGAUUUACCCUAUACACAAUAUUUCUGGGUAUUCUCGAUACCCGUACCUUACCCCUUUCGAUUCGUUCAGAUCAUUCGUCUAAGUAUCGAUAUUUAUUCGCGAACAUGUCAUCCAACAUAACCUGUACAUCGAGUAGCUGUUUGAACAGGUUCUCCUUCCAAUUCGACCCUAUCAAUGUACUUAAUUAUACUUUUAUUACUACGCGUAUCGUUACAAUAUCCUCGAUACGUCUAGACGCGUUAUAAAUAAGCUUAUAAAAUAGCGUCGAGCCAUUUUACGAAUCGAUAAGAUCGAUUUAGAAGCAGCGACAAAUGUUACGAAAAUGCGUCGAUCGAUAAAGUUUUUUUCGUACCUGAAAAUAGAGACCGACGUGGCGGGAGGCGAUACACGACAUACAAAUCUUCGUUAUUUGUAAACGAUUAACACGUUGAACGCCACGUUAGUCGCGGACGAUGCGAUCGACUUAGCCGGUUAAUAACGGAAAACUUAAAAAGUGGAAGGAAUGGGCAGCCGAUUACUUUUGUCUCUCGCGUCGUUUGGUUUUGUCGGUUUCCAGAUAUUAAUUGGUUCAGCGUUGAACGUGUUGAUCGUCGCCUCGCGCGACGUUGGCAUUUUAAUACGACGAUCGAGUUUAAACGCUUUGCCCGUAACGUCCGACGAUCGUUCCGAAGUUCGGUUUGUAAUCGAAUAUUUGUAGGGAAAAAAAUUGGAAAAAAAAACGCGAUGAGCAUCUAAUAAAGUGGUGUCGCGACGGUUAUCGUACGAAAUUGGUGUUCCUUACGUAGUAUAUGGCAGUAUCGGCAUGAUAUAUUUUAAUUUACUCCGACACAUCGGACUCUGCUGGAUUUUGCGUCCCGUGUUCCCGCGACCCAGGUAGAAUCUUCUUUAACCCCUUCUUGUACAACUCGUCGUCAAGUUUUUUUAUGCCAAUGUAUACAAUAACGAGGUUAGACUCGUCACUAAAUCUAAUAUAUCAAAACCAACACGUUUUAACAUAUGUGAACGAAUUUAAAUAAAAUUUAGAAGUAUACGCUUGUAAAUCUUGCAACUUCGAAUUUAAGGUCAAAACGCACGUAAAUUGAUCGUCGGUUCGGACAACGAAGAAAUUAUUCGAAGCAGUACGUAUCUUUAUUUUGUUGGUUGUUUCGUGUGAUAAUAAAUGCAACGAUUCGUGUACGUAAAAUUCAUAUUAUUAUUGCACAGGACAUUGAUAAUGACAUAAUAUUAUAUAUAAGACAUUAUAUCUGCAUAACAUCAUAUAUACAAGAUUUACGACGUUUAGAAAUCCUCCAGUGCCUCGCAUUUAUUCGUCAUGUGAACGCCCGAAGUUUAAGUAAAUUUAUAUCGCGAUCCAACGAGUAUUAAAAGAUAGUGCUAAACUCUACAGAGUGUUUAUCGUUCGAAAGUGGUUGGAGAAUUCGACGAAACGAUGAUACUUUUUUUUUUUUAGUAGAUGGCGCGACUAAGAAUCGAAUCUACGCGUAUACAUUUCGAAUAACGAUAACGUUAUGAUACCGAUUAACUUCGCAUAUACAUGGUGGCCCAAAAUCAAUGGCACGAAUAGGGCCAAGUAGAUUCCGUGGGUCGAAACAAAAAGACGGUUUAGAUCAGAACUUUUACAUAACGGUUUGGAGCGAUUUCUAUUUCGAAUCACAAAACCUUCCCGACUUCAUUCGUGCCAGUAAUCGUGGGCUGUUUUGUAUUAAAA
Messenger RNA from Colletes gigas, 6844 nucleotides. Its product is annotated as probable peroxisomal acyl-coenzyme A oxidase 1. The record is from RefSeq and is a predicted model, not a curated record. Gene Ontology annotation, cellular component: peroxisome. Gene Ontology annotation, molecular function: FAD binding; fatty acid binding; acyl-CoA oxidase activity. The transcript has 11 exons. Gene Ontology annotation, biological process: fatty acid beta-oxidation using acyl-CoA oxidase; lipid homeostasis. NCBI's taxonomy places the organism in Eukaryota, Metazoa, Arthropoda, Insecta, Hymenoptera, Colletidae. Bases 279 to 2291 code for a protein of 670 amino acids.